UGCUAGAUAUCAAUACGCAUUCGCAUUGACUUUCUGCCUUUGCUGGAGUUCUCAGGAUCAGAAAGUCGUAGAAAUUGUUCAUAGAAACAAUUUCCCGGGCUGGGCAGUAUUUAUGCUUCAUACGUACGUGUGUCAGUAGCUCACUGAAGGAGUCUAAAUUUGUUUCAUCUUUACAGGAAACUCAGCCGCAGAUUUCCCUAGAAAUAUAAUAAGCCUGUCAUAUUCCUUCGUCGUUCCAUCGACGGCGAUGGAGGUAACGUUAGGCCGCUAGUUCUCCGGCCGGAGCUCAGCGAGGAGCUGUCUCUUGUCUCUGCCACUGAGCUGAACUACCUGUGACUGAUGCAUGUGCAUGAUGAUCUGAUGAUACAAAACAAAACUAGUAAAGCCUAAAAGCUAAAGAUACGCAGUACGUGCUACACAAUUUUGAUUCAUGGGCUGAAAUAUCAGGAUUAGAAUCAUGGAAAAUGAGAAGAUCAACAUGAAGGUGAUUAAGAUAGAGAUCAUAGCGCUACCGCCCUCAUCAGAGGAACUAGGACUCCAGCCUGGAGAUGGCUUGGCACAUGGCUGCAGAGCGGACAGUGGAGCCGAAGAGGUUUGUGACGAGAUCAACCAGGGAGAAGAGAUACACAGAGGAUACCCUACUGAUUCUGUGAAAGUAGAAUGUUCACAAGAUGGUUGGACAGGGGCUGAUGAUGCCAUAGAGACACAGAAGGCACAACCAACAGAAGAAGCAGAUGGAAAAACUAUCGCAUUCAUUAAAAUAAAAGAAGAACCCUUUGAUAUUGACGACACAUGGUUCAUACAUGUAGAAGAUGAGGAAACUAGACCCCAGAAACGAAGCAAAUCCAAGGGUAUCAGAAAGAACUCUGGAGUCAAGCCUUUUCACUGUUCACUUUGUGACAAGAGAUUUUCAUCCAAAGGCAAUCUUAACAAGCAUCUGAGAAUGAUGCAUUGUCAGUGUUCUAUCUGUAACCAAACAUUUUCCAAUGACGAGACUCUGUCAAGACAUGUACAAACCCACAGUAAGCCCAAACAAUAUGAGUGUACUCAUUGUAAGAAUAUAUUUACCAGUAGAGGUAGUCUUUAUAGGCAUUUGAGAAUCAUACAUUGUAAGUGUUCUGCUUGUAACAAAGUGUUUUCCUCUGAAGAUAUUCUUGCAAGACAUAUACAAACGCACCGUAAACCAAAAUCAUAUCCGUGCACUCUUUGUUUGAAUAGCUUUACCAUUAGAUGUAAUCUUAUUAGGCAUUUGAGAAUCAUACAUUGUAAGUGUUACUGUUCUGCUUGUAACAAAGUGUUUUCCUCUGAAGAUAUUCUUGCAAGACAUAUACAAAUGCACCAUAAAUCAAAAUCAAAUCCGUGCACUCUUUGUUUGAAUAGAUUUAGCAGCAAAGGUAAUCUAAAAAAGCAUUUGAGAAUCAUACAUUGUCAGUGUUCUGCUUGUAACAAAGUGUUUUCCUCUGAAGAUAUUCUUGCAAGACAUAUACAAACGCACCAUAAACCAAAAUCAUAUCCGUGCACUCUUUGUUUGAAUAGCUUUAUAAGCAAAGGUAAUCUAAAAAAGCAUUUGAGAAUCAUACAUUGUAAGUGUUCUGCUUGUAACAAAGUGUUUUCCUCUGAAGAUAUUCUUGCAAGACAUAUACAAACGCACCAUAAACCAAAAUCAUAUCCGUGCACUCUUUGUUUAAAAAGCUUUAUCAGCAAAGGUAAUCUAAAACAGCAUUUGAAAAACAUACAUUGUCAGUGUUCUGCUUGUAACAAAGUAUUUUCCUCUGAAGAUAUUCUUGCAAGACAUAUGAGAACGCACCAUGGACGAAAAGCCUAUGGUGAAAGUCCCCCUUCGCAAGCCGAGUUAGGAACCCAGUCGGAUAUAUCUGUGAAUAAGAGAUUUCUAAGUGAGAAUGGCUCUGGUCACUUAGCAAAGCAUGUAAGUUCUGUUCAAGAACAAUGUGGUAAGGAGAGGGAUAAAGGGGAAUCUGCAAGUUCUCAACAAAAGCAUGGAGAAAUUAAUACAGACAUAAAAAAGGAAUGUGAUGAGAAAUGUGAAAUUGCAUCUAUUCAAGAUAUUGGUCAGUCUUCCUUUCAUGCUACAACACAGAGUUCUCAAUAUGAACCUCAAGGAAACCUUGCUGGAGAAAAGCUCUUUCCGUGUAGUGUUUGUAACAAAGAAUCCUCCAACAGAGGAAACCUCAACAAGCAUUUGAAAAUGAUGCACCGUCAGUGCCCUGUAUGCAACCUAAAGUUUUCUCACAAAGACGUCCUUAUAAUACACAUGAAAACCCAUCAACAAGACAAACCCUUCCAAUGUGGUCUUUGUAACAAAGUGUACACUACCACAACUAAUCUCAAUAAACAUAUGAAACGUGCCCACCCUGGAGAAGAAAAGCCUAUAUAUCUGUGUUCUUAUUGUAGCGAACCUUUUUCCAAUGGAGACACUCUCUCAAGACAUGUAAGGAGGCACCACGAAGGCAAAUGCUAUCAAUGUUCUAUUUGUAGAAGAGCGUUUUCAAGCAAAAACUGUCUCGACAUACAUAUGAGAACCCAUUCAGGAGAAAAACCAUAUCAAUGUAUGACCUGUAUGAAGGAGUUUUCUCAUACGAGCGGCCUCACUGUACACAUAAGAAGCCACACAGGAGAAAAGCCUUACAAAUGUACAAAUUGUAACAAGGAUUUUACCACUUGGAAUAGCCUUGCUGCACAUAAGAAUGCACACAUGGGUGAAAAGCCAUAUCGGUGUACAAUUUGUAGCAAGGAGUUUAGCUACAAGAACAGUCUGUCUACACACAUAAGAUCUCAUAAGGGAGGAGAGCAGCAUCAGUGUUCUGUGUGUGGUAUAGUUUGUGCAAAUGCAACUAGCCUGUCGGUACAUGGUAUGAGAAGACACACGGGAGAAAAACCUCAUGUGUGUUCUGUUUGUAGCAUGAGAUUCUUUGCAAAGGGGGAUCUGAAAUUGCAUAUGAGAACCCACACGGGGGAAAGACCCUAUGCAUGUUCCUUUUGCAGCAAGAGCUAUGUCACAAGGAACCAGCUGAAGUUGCAUGCAAGAAUCCAUUGGGGUGAAAAACCAUUUCAAUGUUCUGUUUGUAGCAAACGCUUUCAUCGGAAAGGAACUCUUACAGAACAUAUGAAAGUCCACUCAAGUGUAAAGCCAUAUCACUGUUCUGUUUGUGCUAGAGGUUUUGCAAGAAGUAAUGACCUUAAACGUCAUAUGAAAUCGCACGAUUCAGAAAAAAAAUCCCACGUAUGUCCCGUUUGCAGCCGAGUAUUGACAAGACAGUGCGAUUACAAUCGUCAUAUACGAAUCCACACAUAGUACAUAUAAUUAUUAGCAAUAGUUACGGUAUUGUAUGCAUGUGUAAUACCCCCUUCACAUACACAGACUUUUCUCACGAGUCCUUAUGGAUCGCCAUCUCGUAGUCAAUCGCAAGCAUCCGUAAAUAACUCGCUGGUAUCCGUAAAUAACUCGUCACAACUCACAACAACUCGUAGACACUCUUAAGGAUCCGUGAAAGGAGAGGCAAAUUUUUUGACAUGUCAAAAAUCUUCUUACGAUUGUCCACGGAUUGAUUUGUCCGUAAAUAGCUCGUAACAAUACAUAACCAUCCGUUAACUGCUCGCAAGAAUCCGUAAAUGACUCAUAGCAGUUUUUUGUAACGAUUUGUUACGGUUAGUUUUGUUUUGUUUACGAUUUGUUUACGGAUUAUUGCGAGCAGUUUACGGAUGGUAACGUGUGAUUACGUGUUCUUUACAAUUUUAUUUGGGUCAUUUUACGAUGGCUUUACGGAUUGAUACAGGUUAUUACCAGUAUUUUACGUGUAGUUACGAGUACUUUACGAAUAAAUACCUACACAUUACGUAUGCUUACAAACUGUUAUCGAUUUGGGGAAGGUAUAAAAGCUGCAAAUUAGAAAAA
This is a messenger RNA of Strongylocentrotus purpuratus (purple sea urchin), 3913 nucleotides long. RefSeq names its product zinc finger protein 271-like. Gene Ontology annotation, molecular function: RNA polymerase II cis-regulatory region sequence-specific DNA binding; DNA-binding transcription factor activity. Gene Ontology annotation, biological process: regulation of transcription by RNA polymerase II. The transcript has 2 exons. Bases 458 to 3313 code for a protein of 951 amino acids. NCBI's taxonomy places the organism in Eukaryota, Metazoa, Echinodermata, Echinoidea, Camarodonta, Strongylocentrotidae. The record is from RefSeq and is a predicted model, not a curated record.